Molecule: messenger RNA, 383 nt
Organism: Staurois parvus
Lineage: Eukaryota; Metazoa; Chordata; Amphibia; Anura; Ranidae
Source: the annotation of a GenBank genome assembly
GUGGUUCUCUCAUUCUGAUAGGACGUCAUAUGACGUCCUACCAGACUCACUGCGCAUGCGCGGCUCAGGGAGCGCGCAGUGCGGCGAUUGCCGGUGCACUGUGUCCCUUGGAUCACUGAUCAUCAGGGCACAGAAGUGCCACCUGUCAGUGCCCAUCAGUGCCACGUGCCAGUGCCCAUCAGUGCCACAUCAAUGCCACAUAUCAGUGCCCAUCUGAGCUGCCUUUCAAUGUCACCCAUCAGUGCCAGUCAGUGCCACCUAUCAAUGCCAAUCAGUGCCACCUAUCAGUGCUGCCAAUCAGUGUCACCUAUCAGUGCCAGUCAGUGUCACCUAUCAGUGCCAGUCAGUGCUGCCUAACAGUGCCAGUCAGUGCCGCCUAACAG